AUGACGUGCGAAGACAACAAAACCGUUAGAGACAUCUGUGAGAGGAAAUGCGAAUGUAAAAGUGGAAAACUAGUUUCUUGCUACCGAGUGCGAAAAGAGUUUACCAGAAUGAGCUUUGAAGAACGAAUACGUUUCAUAAAAGCUUUCAAACUUCUUUCAUCUGAUCCAAGAUACAUAAGGGACUAUGAGAAAUUAGGUAAACUGCAUACAGUAGUACCACAAAUGAAAAACUUUUUCCCCUGGCACAGAUGGUAUGUCCUGGAAAUAGAAAAUCUUCUUCGCCAGAUCGACUGCCGGGUUACAAUUCCUUACCGGGAUUGGAUUAAAGAUGCGGCGAUUUGGACACGAGGCACUAAGAUUGAGGAUACAUGGAAUCCAGGUCCUCACGGUCUGGGAGGUAAUGGAGUCUCUCCUUUCGAUUGCGUGAUGGAUGGUCCGUUUAGAAAGGGGGAAUACUCUUUACCACAGUCUGCUGGUGGAAAUUGCUUAAAAAGACAUUUUAAUUACUCUUGCAAUCUACCAAAUGCAGAACAAGCAAAAAAGCUCCUCACGGAAGCAAAUUAUACUGUCUUUAGAGAUACAAUUUUUUACGGUUACCAUACGAGUUAUCAUCAAUGUGUUGGUGCCACUUUGGCCGAUUUUAAGACUGCUCCAUACAGUCCCGAAUUUUGGCUUCUCCAUAGCUUUCUCGACAAACUUUGGGUGGAAUGGAAAAAAAACAACAGAGGUAGUAAAACAGGUUUAUCACAUGUUAGCGAUUUUAUGGUUGAGACUGGAUACUAUCCUUGGGAAUAUCUUGAUGUGGACCACUUACCUGGAGACGUAAAAGUUCUGUAUGAGGAAUGA
Molecule: messenger RNA, 846 nt
Organism: Porites lobata
Lineage: Eukaryota; Metazoa; Cnidaria; Anthozoa; Scleractinia; Poritidae
Source: the annotation of a GenBank genome assembly